AUGACACGUAGUGGGUCCGGCUCAGUCAUCGUACGCUGCCCGCUAACAGUGGCUAAAGUGAUCGUUACGGCGGGACGCAUUAUGCUCGGGUGGUCAGCGGCACGUGUGGAGGCUAUGGAACAGCUACCCUUACGCUGUUACCGCUGCAUGGGGACGGGACAUACGAGGCCCUUGUGCCCGUCUCUAGUGGAUAGAGGCAGCUGGUGCUAUAGAUGCAGCAAACCAGGCCACAAGAGCAAAGACUGCACCGUGACGGCCCCCUGGUGUGCCGUAUGCCACCACGCUGGACUAAAGGCGGGACAUGUGAUGGGCGGACAAGCUUGCACCCCACCACCAGUUAGAGGGAAGGAGGCCUGCACUGCCGGUCCCAUGGCUGCCGCCGCAGCCGCCCUACCGAAUGAACCUGAAAAUCGGACGGAACGACAGCUUAUGGAACAUUAA
Messenger RNA from Cydia splendana, 441 nucleotides. RefSeq lists its product as uncharacterized. NCBI's taxonomy places the organism in Eukaryota, Metazoa, Arthropoda, Insecta, Lepidoptera, Tortricidae. The coding region runs from base 1 to 441 and encodes 146 amino acids. Gene Ontology annotation, molecular function: nucleic acid binding; zinc ion binding. The transcript has a single exon. The record is from RefSeq and is a predicted model, not a curated record.